Macadamia integrifolia is the source of this 1782-nucleotide messenger RNA. RefSeq names its product serotransferrin-like. The record is from RefSeq and is a predicted model, not a curated record. The transcript is spliced from 7 exons. Gene Ontology annotation, cellular component: recycling endosome; early endosome; plasma membrane. Gene Ontology annotation, biological process: iron ion transport. Lineage: Eukaryota; Viridiplantae; Streptophyta; Magnoliopsida; Proteales; Proteaceae. Bases 229 to 1656 code for a protein of 475 amino acids.
CAACCCAACGUGGGGAGCAUUUGGUGGGUGGGAGUACUAAAGCUGAAGAAGAGAAAAAAAAAAGAGCUUUGCUUCCAUAUCCCGCUUCCUUUAAAAUUAAGUUUCAUACCAGUGAUUGAUAUCGACUUUUCUUCCUCGUAGAAAUCUAAAAUCAAUAUCAAAUUGUUGAGAAUUGAGAUAUGAAUACUCCUCCCUUUGACAUUUCUUCUUCUCCCUCCUCAAUUCCAGAUGCAGAUCGUCUCUGUUCUCUCUUUCUUACUUCUCCUCCUCUCAUGGGUCUCGCCCACGACCCAAGGUCAUGAGCCAGUGCCGGCGCCGGAUUCCGGCGAUGGCGUUGGGUCCAGAUCUGUUGACUACUCUCCUCGGGCGACAACAUCAUCGUUCAUUACGCCGGCGCCGUCUCCUGUAUCAGGGGUGCGAGGAGACGAAACCCCAUCUGAAGAAAUAGAAGAAAUCCCACCGGCGCCGACGCCGGCGGGAGAAGAAGAGGGGCACGGUGAUGAUCAAGACAAUACAGAAUCAAACGAAGUUCCGGAAGAAACUGAUUCUUCUGGGACGGUGAAAUGGUGUGUAGUAAGGGAUGAAUUCGAUGAUUGCAAGAACUAUCUCACUCUCCUGAAUCAGAUCGAUGGUUACACAUGGAAAUGUGUUAGAAGAGAAACAAUUCAAGAGUGUUUGGAUUCAAUAAAGAAAGGGGAAGCGGAUUUAAUAAACUUGGAUGCAGGAAUGGCUUACAUUGCAUUCUUGAAAUAUUCUAUGAAAGCCAUAGCAAACGAAGUGUACUGCAAUCAUGCUGAAAGUUUUGAUGCCGUUGCAGUCAUAAACAGAAAGGCCUGUUCUGAAAGAGAGGUGACUAGUUUAAUAGAUUUCAAGGGACGGAGAUCUUGCCAUGGAAGUCACUCAACUGCUUCAGGGUGGAACUAUCCUGUUAAUCAUCUCAAGGAAUUGGUUGGUUCAAAAGAAAAGAAUGUUGAUGAGAUGGUUGGAAAUUUCUUCUCAGGGGUUUGUGCUCCAUCAGAAUUUCAAGGGACAGGAAUCUGUAGUGGGUGUGGAAGUGGAAAUGGCUCAUGUCACACCAACAGUUUGUACUCAGGUGACUCUGGAGCUUUUCGGUGCCUGGUUGAGGAAUUGGGGGAUAUUGCAUUUGUCAGAGGAGAUACUGCAUUGCUCUACUCUAUGGAGGGACCUCAAAAACAAACAUGGUCAACAAAGUCCAUUAGGGAUUUCAUGUAUCUUUGUCCACAAGGUGGUUGCAGAGAAAUCAAUGGUUAUCCUGGAUCAUGCUCAUUUGGAACCGUUCCAGCAAAUGUUGUAAUGGCAAGUAACUCCAUUUCCAGAGAGAAGAGGUCCGUAGUGUUGAAGACACUGCUUAAUGGUACCUGGGGUGAUACUCUUUCCACUUCGAAGAAUGGCGGUGAUCAUAUACUUAGUUCCAGUGCUCAACGAUUAUAUGUGGUUAAGAAGAUCACAAGGUCAUAUCUUGGGGUGUCAGCUUCAAUUUCACAAAGCAUACAGGAGUUAAAGAACAGCUCAUCAACAAUAAAUUCAACUUCAGAUGUUUCUUCUCCCUCAACAAGAAAUGCUCAACAUCUAAGUGUUGUUACUGCCUUCUCAAUCAUAGUUGGACUCAUGGUCCAGGUAUUCUCUAUGUGGUAGAAAGGGAGAAACAUUUUGAAGUUAACCACAAUGUAUCAAUGAAUGUUUCCACAAAGUUAUUGUAAUGGGAUAAGAAAAAGAGGUAGAAAUUUUAGUACUAAAAUUACAAAGAUCAACAGCUGCAAA